UUUCAAAAUUAAGUAUUCAUUUACAUACAUUUUUACUGUCUUUCUGUUAAUGUUCUCUAUGGUAGCUUUUAGUGUCUUCAGAACGGGAUUCCGACCAAGAGUUCCAGACAGCAUAAAAUAAAAUACAAUCGGCCCAAAAUAAUAUACUUAAAUCCAAUUUAAGGUUUCUUCUGAUGUUGACUACCUUAACCGAAGAUCAAUAGACCACGUGAAGGGGAAUAAAUUCUAGCACAUAGCAAAUAUUUGAUAUUUCUUUAGCUCAGAUCAGUUUUAUUUUUAUAUCAUGAUCUCAUGCGGUCUCUCUUUCUUGGCGACCACUGUAAAUGAAUAAUUUAAUGCUACCCAAUCUAAAGCUUCAGAUUAUUUAGUACCAAAAGCUAUGAGCCACUUAAUCAGCUGAGCAGAAAAAAAAGCAUGCCGAAAAGCUUAUAUUAUCUUCCAAGGUUGAAGCAAAAGUAUACCCAACGGAAAAAAUUAGUACAACCUGUUGCAUUUGACAGUGGGAAAGCUUUAUGCCUGCGGAAACCAGUUAAUGCCCCGCCGCCCUGCACUGGGACUCGAUGAAACCCGAACUAAUUGUUUAUCCAAUGCAUUCCAGCAAACGUAUUUUCUAAAGCUACCACACGCGAUUGGAAAUGCUAUUCUUAACGAUCAAUCUAUUAUUUGGCAGGAGUUAGUCGUAUAGAAAUGUUUGGAGAGAAUGAGUAGUGCCUUGAUAAGGCCUAUUUAAAAUUUAGAAGUAACUUUCUCAAAAUUCCAAAAGUAUGCAAAAACGAACCACCGAAUUUCUUCGGGUGUAUUCACUUUGAUAGCAUCAUCCAAAGCUUUUUAUUUUCUAUGCGCCACUCUCUCGGUCACAGCGGUAGUUGCCCACCGGUCGCCGCCUCUCGCAGUUGGAACCAUAAAUCGGCCAUAUAACAGAGGGAUUUAGCCGGGUUUUAGUUACCAAGAUAACCCAAAAUCAGGUGGCACCAUGAACCGAAGGCUUCCUGGAACCUUAAGGAGCUGCAGAAGGCUUCUCGUUGCACCAACGUUGACCAGAAGCCUUUCCACAACGCAUAAGCUCUUUGAGCGGCAAGAAUGUCAAGUUCUGGUCGUUGGUGGCGGCACUGGCGGCUGUGCCAUGGCUGCCAAGCUCUCCUCUCGUCUAGGUAGCAACAAGGUGAUCGUUCUGGAGCCAGAAGAGAAACACUACUAUCAGCCCAUGUUCACCCUGAUUGGUGGCGGAAUGAAGCGUUUGGAUCAAUCACACAGGCAAAUGGGGGAUGUCCUGCCCAAGAAGGCCAAGUGGAUUCAAGAGUCAGCCUUGAACUUUGACCCAGACAAGAAUGAGGUCAGCACAUCCGGCGGCAAGACAAUCGCAUACGAUUUCCUGGUCAUUGCCACUGGAAUGCAACUGAAAUAUGAGAAGAUACCCGGACUAGUACAGGCCCUGGAGGCCCCAAAAACCAAUGUGUGCUCGAUCUAUUCACCCAAAUAUGUAGAUAAUGUCUACGAUUGCCUGCGCAAGACGUACAGGGGUAAUGUGAUCUUUACCUUUCCCCACUGUCCGAUCAAGUGCGCUGGAGCACCGCAGAAGAUUGCCUACAUAGCGGAGCACUAUUUCCGGAAGAUGGGCCGCCGGGACCAACUGAAUAUCAUUUACAAUACAUCCUUGCCUGUGAUUUUUGGGGUCAAACAAUAUGCAGAUGCCUUGUGGAAGGUGGCCAAGAAGCGAAAUAUAAACGUCAAUGUGAAUCGGAAUCUCGUGGAGGUGAGACCCGAGGAUAGCAUAGCCGUAUUCGAGGAUCUCGCCGAGCCUGGAAAGCUUUACGAGGAAGUGUACUCCAUGCUCCACGUCUGCCCACCAAUGACCGCUCCCGACGUGAUCGCCAAUUGCAAGCAGCUGGCCACCGAAAGCGGAUUCGUGGACGUCGACGCGGCAACGCUGCAGCACAAAAAAUACAGCAACGUGUUCGCCAUUGGCGAUUCCGCCUGCACACCCAACUCCAAGACAGCGGCGGCGGCAGCUGCCCAGUCACCGGUUGUAUUCAAAAAUCUGAUGGCGGUGAUAGAGGGCAAGAAGCUUACGGAAGCCUACGAUGGCUAUGCCUCCUGUCCGCUUGUCACCGGCUACAGCACCUGCAUCCUGGCUGAGUUCGACUAUAGCCUGGCCCCCUUGGAGACAUUCCCCUUUGACCAGGCCAAGGAGCGUUAUACAAUGUUCAUCAUGAAGAAGACCUUUAUGCCGAUCCUCUACUGGCAGCUAAUGAUGAGGGGCUACUGGAAUGGACCGGCAACGAUGCGAAAAGUACUUUCGAUUUUGAAGCUUAAAAAAUAAUGGAAAAAGUAAUGAAACACCUUGAUAUUUGAAAUACCUUGUGGAUUUCAAGAUAUUUUAAAUACCAAUAAAAUCAGGAGCAAAUAAUAUAUACAGGGGAUUUCCUAUACGACUGACUGAAUUAUUGAAAAUAUUGGCUAUAUAUUGGCGAUUUAUCUAAAAAAAAAAUGGGAACGUAAAAGUCACAAGCUAAAAGCCAGUUCAGGACCCUCGGGUUCCCUAAAUAACUGAAAAUAUGGGAAAUAUUUUCAGAAAUUCAGUCAUACAGUCGUAUAGAAAAUCCCUAAAUAUAUUGUUAUUUGCUCCCCCACUCUCGGACCAUAAAUAAAUGAAAACAUAAUAUAA
Molecule: messenger RNA, 2665 nt
Organism: Drosophila kikkawai
Lineage: Eukaryota; Metazoa; Arthropoda; Insecta; Diptera; Drosophilidae
Gene: Sqor
Product: Sulfide quinone oxidoreductase
Cellular component (GO): mitochondrion
Molecular function (GO): FAD binding; sulfide:quinone oxidoreductase activity
Source: RefSeq, a predicted model, not a curated record